Sphaeroforma arctica JP610 is the source of this 608-nucleotide messenger RNA. RefSeq lists its product as hypothetical. NCBI's taxonomy places the organism in Eukaryota, Ichthyosporea, Ichthyophonida. The record is from RefSeq and is a predicted model, not a curated record. The coding region runs from base 45 to 389 and encodes 114 amino acids. The transcript has 3 exons.
CACAGGUCUCAGUUGAUAAAGUGCUUGUCUGUGAUGCUUAUGCGAUGUAUGCCACACCCACUUUGGAUGCCGAGGGGUCUGUAGUGAGCUCCGUUAUGAAGUUUGUUACCAAGCAGCUUGCGCGGCAAAUACAUGAAGGCGUGCAGGGCUUGAAACGGGAUGCCGCUUUCGCCACCAAUAGCGUCGAUGUUGUACCAAUGCUGGCUGCAAUGGAACUGGCCCUACCCACUAUACCGUACAAUAGUGAGGCUUGUGCUCAGGUGGUUUCUCGCACCAACUACACCGUGUGUGAUGCACCCGAGUCGUACUUCUUCUUCGAUCAGUUCCAUCCCACCACAGCCGGGCAUAAGCACAUGGCGGAUGCUCUCGUAGGUCUCCUCGGCAGAUAGCCCGACUUCGCCUGUGAAUCGGAACAAAUCUCAAGCUAUUAGCAGUGUGUACGGUUGUGUGCAGGGUUCUGGUGCGAUAUCGGGUGACCGUUCGCAUGUACUGUAGGUGCUGUGUAGUGUAGUCUGUAAAGACUUGACCGUUCAGACUUGAAGUUUAAUCCAAGCAGUGGACCCAGAAUGUCAGUAGUAUACAUAGGUCGGCAUAAAUUUAAAUCUAAG